Molecule: messenger RNA, 774 nt
Organism: Ustilago hordei
Lineage: Eukaryota; Fungi; Basidiomycota; Ustilaginomycetes; Ustilaginales; Ustilaginaceae
Exons: 2
Coding region: 1-774 (257 amino acids)
Source: RefSeq, a predicted model, not a curated record
AUGUUCAACAACUUCGCCAUUCUUGUCGCUGCCGUCAUUGCCGCUGCCGGCGCCGUCUCGGCCGCCCAGAUCAACACCCCCGCUUCCCUCACCCAAUGUCAGCCUAUUCUUCUUACAUGGACCGGUGCUCAGGGCAAGACCUACGUUAAGGUCCUCCCUGCUAACCAGCCCUCGGCUACUCCUCUUCUCAGCUUCGCUCCUCAGGACGCUGGCCUCACAAGCCUUAAGUGGGUCCCUAACCUUCCCGCCAACACCCAAGUCAGCUUCGCCAUCUCGGACGACAGCGGUGAGACCAACUACAGCGCUCCUGCUACCAUCCUUGCUGGCCAGGACACCGCGUGCCUCGACAGCAACGGCUCUGCCGCCGCUGAGGGCUCUACUGCUACUACUGGCUCCUCUGGCUCCUCUGGCUCAUCUGGAUCCGCUGGCUCCCCUGGCUCCUCUGGCUCCCCUGGCUCCUCUGGCUCCUCUGGCUCCGCUGGCUCCGCUGGCUCCUCUGGCUCAUCUGGAUCCGCUGGCUCCCCUGGCUCCUCUGGCUCUGCUGGCUCCCCUAGCUCUUCCAACUCCGGCUCGUCCAGCUCGGGAUCUUCGUCCCCCGCCGGUUCCAGCAGUGGCAACUCUGGCUCCGCCAGCAGCUCCAACAAGGCUCCCGCCGCCAGCGGUUCCAACACUCCCUCCUCCUCCAAGCAGAGCAGCGGUGCCACCAGCAACGCCGCGUCGAUGGUCGGCACUGGUCUUGCUGUUGCCGCCGCCGCUGUUGCCGUCUUCGCAUAA